Messenger RNA from Gryllus bimaculatus (two-spotted cricket), 801 nucleotides. Lineage: Eukaryota; Metazoa; Arthropoda; Insecta; Orthoptera; Gryllidae. The record is from the annotation of a GenBank genome assembly.
AUGUGUAGCGAGUUGUGUGUGCUUGCGCUGAACGGCUUCCUCCUCAUCCUCACGUGCGAGGGCGAGGUGUUCUUUGCGACGCACAGCAUCGAGUCCUACCUCGGCUUCCACCAGGGCGUCCAGCCCAGACCGGCGAGGAGGCGCUGCGCAGAUCUGCGUGGGUCGGAGGCUGCCGCCGCGCUCAUUAUCGAGUGGCGAUGCCGUGCGUCGGCGGCUGGCCUGCCGGCCGCGAGCGGCGGCGGGGGGCGGGGCGGGGGCGGGGCGCCGGGGCGAUGGCGACGAAUUUAUGGGGGGCAAGUGUCACCGGCGGGGGGCGCGGCUCGUUACGCGCGCGGUCCCGUCCUCCCCCGCCCCCCUCCGCCGCGCCUUCCUAACGGUAGGAAAAUUGCGGUGAACGGGGCGAAAUUCGCCCUCCGCCCCACGCUCCGACCGCGUCCCCGGCUUUUUUUCUUCCCUUCCCCUUCGUCGAUUGAUAAGACGAAUGCGGGAGAGCGGCGGCGGAUCACCGCGUGGCGGACCCCACAACGGACAGGCGGGCGGCGCGGAUUCUCCUUAGGCGGAUUGGAAAACACGCCCGCGUCGCCGCGCUACAGCGCCGACACUAAAGCGCGGACGCCCCUGACAUUCCAAGGCCACUGGCUGGCCGCCGCUCGCAGCGCGAGUGUUAUAAAGGAAGUGCUGCACGCAGCCCCGCCCCCCCCCUCGCACGUCACCUCACUUCGAGCGGGGCGGAGAGAGAAAGUAACACGGACCGACCUUGAGUGGACACGACACUCGCAGGGCUGGAAGACGCGAAAUUGA